CCGGAAGUGAACCUCGCAGAGAGAGCAAAGGCUGGCAGUGAGUGGAGAGAUGGCAGCCGCGGCUGUGGCUGAGUUUCAGAGAGCUCGGUCUCUUAUUGGAACCGACCGUAACGCUUCUAUUGAUAUUUUACACUCUAUAGUGAAGCGGGACAUCCAGGACAACGAUGAGGAGGCGGUGCGUGUUAAGGAGCAGAGCAUCCUGGAGCUGGGCGGGCUGCUGGCGAAGACCGGACAGGCAGCAGAGCUUGGAGGCCUCCUGAAGUAUGUGCGCCCUUUCCUCAACUCCAUCUCUAAGGCGAAAGCAGCUCGUCUGGUCCGCUCGCUGCUGGACUUGUUCCUGGAUAUGGAAGCGGCUACAGGGCAGGAAGUAGAGCUUUGUCUGGAGUGCAUUGAGUGGGCGAAGGCAGAGAAAAGGACCUUCCUCCGCCAGGCGCUUGAGGCUCGACUCAUCUCUCUGUAUUUCGACACAAAGUGCUACCAGGAAGCAUUACAAUUAGGCUCCCAGUUGCUGCAGGAGCUCAAGAAGAUGGAUGACAAGGCCCUGCUGGUGGAGGUGCAGCUGCUGGAGAGUAAGACGUACCACGCGCUCAGUAACCUGCCAAAGGCGCGUGCAGCGCUCACCUCUGCCAGGACGACUGCCAACGCCAUCUACUGCCCACCCAAACUCCAAGCUGCUUUAGACAUGCAGUCAGGGAUCAUUCAUGCAGCAGAGGAGAAAGACUGGAAAACGGCGUAUUCAUACUUUUAUGAGGCCUUUGAGGGUUAUGACUCGAUCGACAGCCCGCGAGCCAUCACAGCGCUCAAAUACAUGCUGCUCUGCAAAAUAAUGCUCAACACCCCCGAGGAUGUCCAGACCCUGAUCAGUGGUAAACUUGCUCUGCGGUACGCAGGCAGACAGACAGACUCCCUCAAAUGUGUAGCGCAAGCCAGUAAGAACCGGUCGCUGGCAGACUUUGAAAAGGCACUAACAGAGUACAAAGCAGAGUUGAGGGAUGACCCCAUCAUCAGCACCCAUCUGACAAAGUUGUAUGACAACCUGCUGGAGCAGAACCUCAUCAGGGUCAUCGAGCCUUUCUCCAGGGUGCAGAUCACGCACAUCUCCUCCCUCAUCAAACUCCCUAAGGGAGACGUAGAGAGGAAAUUAUCUCAGAUGAUUCUGGACCAGAAGUUUCAUGGUAUUUUGGACCAAGGCGAAGGUGUGUUGAUUGUCUUUGAUGAGCCAGUGGUGGAUAAGACGUACGAGGCAGCUCUGGACACCAUUCAGAAUAUGAGCAAAGUGGUUGACUCGCUUUACAACAAAGCAAAGAAGCUCACAUAAGAGAGGAUGGAGCGUCUGUCCACCUGCGUGGAGAUUUGGGCCAGUCGGAUCUCCUUCAUUCUCCCACCUCAAUAUAGAAGGGACAGGGGGUAGGAGGAGGAGGAGGAGGAGGAGGAGGAAGUGACUAACUUUCAACCCAGCAAGCAAACCAACAAGUUGUACAGAUAAAGAUGACGCCCCCCCUCACCCCCACUCGUCACACACAGAAGAAGAAUCGGGCGGGGUGGACUGUGUGACUCUCCCUCCUCGAUUAGCCGUCUGUUCUCCCUGCUUCUUCUCUCUCUCUGUUCCUUCUUUAUCUGACUGGGAUUGAUCAGGCGCGCAGUGCUCCUCCUAGUGGAUCUCUUGCAGCACUGCACUUGUCUUCUCUCCUCCCCUCCCAGGGCUGGUUUCUACUGUAUGUAAAAUUGGACAAGCCUCUCCCCCAAGUCUCCGUCUGUGCUGGUCAUCAGGGAAUCUUGUAAAAUAACAGUAGAUGAUAAAUAUACAUUACCUAUACACACAUGUAUAAUAAACAUUGAAACAAGAUCUUUGUUCUGAAAGCGAGAGAAAAGGCGCUCCGUUUGUCUGUAUCUGUUUUUAAUUGCCAACUGGCGCUGAAACUGAAUGUUUGCAUUUUUCUAUAGCUGUGGAACACCAAUUACAGGCCAAGCGAGAAAUCUUUGUGAAUCAGCAGGGCAUUAGCGCAAACCCCUUACCUUUUAUUUCAGACCCUUCCCUGUACAUACCUGAGGAUGUUUCUCAUUCAUUCACAAGGAAUAUUGGACUUGUGGAUAACAGGGAACUGUGUCACUGCUACCUGUUUGUAAAUACAAUUUUGCCCCUGAAAGCUUGGCUGCUCCCUUUUCUGGCUCUGGGGGAUUGGUCAGUUUGACAAAAAGGCAGGUUGGCUUGAGAAAACUGAGCUGUAAAUCUUUUGGGAACUGAAUUUUGCAAAGACUUAAGGGUUCACAAUGUAUGACUUGGACAAAGACUAAUAAAAAAAAGAAACCUU
Molecule: messenger RNA, 2312 nt
Organism: Cyprinodon variegatus (sheepshead minnow)
Lineage: Eukaryota; Metazoa; Chordata; Actinopteri; Cyprinodontiformes; Cyprinodontidae
Product: 26S proteasome non-ATPase regulatory subunit 11A
Exons: 13
Coding region: 50-1318 (422 amino acids)
Biological process (GO): ubiquitin-dependent protein catabolic process
Cellular component (GO): proteasome regulatory particle, lid subcomplex
Molecular function (GO): protein binding; structural molecule activity
Source: RefSeq, a predicted model, not a curated record